Dentiscutata erythropus is the source of this 750-nucleotide messenger RNA. Lineage: Eukaryota; Fungi; Glomeromycota; Glomeromycetes; Diversisporales; Gigasporaceae. The record is from the annotation of a GenBank genome assembly.
AUGAGUGAACCUGAACCUUUCGAUCCAAAAGAUUUAGAACAAAUAACAGAAAUUGAAGAUCAAAAUGAUAGAAAGCAAAUUCUAGGAAUAUUAUCAGGAACAGGGUAUAACAUCAACCAAAUUAUAGGAGCUGGAAUUUUCCAAAGUCCUGGUAAUAUAUGGUGGCUAGUUCAGUCACCAGGAAUUGCUUUAAUAUUUUGGGCUAUUGGUGGUGUUGUGAGUUUAUUCGGAAGCCUAGUUUACAUCGAGCUGGGAAUUAGGACGUAUCGUAGUGGAAUAGGAGAACAAAUAUACAUCGAUGAAGCGUUUUAUUGUGUAAAUAAUUUGGGGCAUAUAUUUAGUUUGGUUGCAAUUUUUGCGAUCUUUCCCGCUGGAAUAAUUGCUGAUUCCUAUACUUCCGCCAAAUACCUUCUUUAUGCUAUUGAAGGAAAUUCUUAUAGCAGUAACGAUAAUAAAAUCAUCUUGCCGGCUGUCACGAUUAGUAUUUUAGGAAUUAUUACAGUGUAUCACGUAUUCAACAAUAGAUUACCCGUUUAUAUAAACCAAACGCUUGCCUUGAUAAAGCUUUUUGCUCUACUUAUUAUUUCCAUAGUUGGAUUAGUAAAAUUAAUUACUAAUGACAAUAAUUGGAAAAGUAUUUUUGAUACAUAUUCACCUAACUUGGGUGAUUAUACCAGUGCUAUGAUUAAGAUUCUGUUUGCAUAUGGAGGUGUGUUAAAAAAAUCCAAAAUAUUAGUCGCUCGUAAAUAA